GCCGCUCUGCCGGUUUGAACGUGGCGGGCCUGAUGUGGGCGGCGGGGCGGUGGGGGGCUGCCUCGCCCCCUCGCGACACCAGGUUCCCGGCCUACAGCAGGUCCAGGUCGCGGUCCUCCUCGGGCCCCUCCGUCGUCAUGGCGGGCGCCCGGGGGCAGGGCCUGGAGGCGGUGGCGGGGUGCUCGCUGUCGCCGCCGCUGAGCUGCACUAGCAAUUCCACCAUGUCUCUGUUGUCCCCCCUCGGCCACCAGAGCUUCCCGUUUGACGACAACGAUGGUGACGGGGAGGAUGAGGAAGACGGGGACGAAGAUGCGCGGGACUCAGAGACCAAGGUGCAGAGCUUGAGAGGAACGGAGUUACAGGGGUGCGCCAGUGAAUUUGAUUCAGAAGAUAACCAAGAAAAGAAACAGGUGCCCUUACCAAAUAGCAGCCUGACACCAUGGGAAGUGUGGUUUGUUGGCAAAGAGAAAGAAGAACGUGAUCGUCAGCAGCAAAAAGCUUUAGAGGAAUUAAAUCAAGAACUAGAAAAAAGAAAAGAAAUGGAAGUACGGGAAAAAAGAAAGAUAAUUGCUGAAGAAAAGCACAAGGAAUGGGUUCAGAAAAAGAAUGAACAGCAAAGAAAAGAAAGGGAACAAAAAAUUAAUAAAGAAAUGGAGGAAAAAGCUGCUAAAGAACUGAAGAAAGAACAUUUGCAAGAAAAAGCAAAAGAAAAAUAUCAAGAAUGGCUAAAGAAGAAAAAUGCUGAAGAAUGUGAGAAGAAGAAGAAAGAAAAGGAAAAAGAAAAACAACGACAAACUGAAUUACAAGAAAAAAAGGAAAUAGCAGAAAAAAAGUUUAAGGAAUGGCUGGAAAAUGCAAAAAAUAAGCCUCGCCCAGUUGCAAAGAGCUAUGGUUAUGCCAAUGGAAAGCUUACAGGUUUUUACAAUGGAAAUUCUUAUCCAGAACCAACCUUUUAUAAUCCAAUUCCAUGGAAACCAAUCCAUAUGCCUCCUCCCAAAGAAGCUAAGGAUCAAUCAGGAAAGAAGACCAAAAGGCCCAGCCUGCCAACCUCAAAGUCACCUAUUGUUCCAAGAGGGAUAUGGAGCAAAUCAUUCACUGCCCACGUGCCCACACAGGAGACGGAGAAAAGAGACCCUCAGAGACCGGCCCCUCCCAGUGUUUAUCAGGUGUCCUUCAUGUGCCGGGACCUGUGUUAUGUGCUUGGGAUACAAAAAAGAAUGAGAGAUCUACUGUCGUCCCAGGAGGCUUAUAAACUGAGACUCUUAAAAUGACCUAACCAGGAUGAAGUAUCUAGUAAAUCCGAAGAUUAUCAAACAACUUGGUUUUGACUGUCAUGCUCAUGAAGCUGCACAUAACACUCACUUUUAAGAUAAUUUGUACUAUACCCAGAAUGGUCUUUGAAAACUGCAAAUUUGAACUGAUGAAGUCCUCGCUGUGGGCAUUUGCUCAUCAAUCAUGUUACCAUACAAAGGCUAACAACAAGGUAUCAUGUCCCACCUGCUAGAAGCACACAAUAUUACCCAGGAGAUGUCCUUAAUAUAAGGUAGAAGCUGAAUCUUGUCAAGAUUCUAUAUCUACGGGGAGGGAAGAGCACAAGGGACUAUGAUGAUGGUUCAUGGGUGAUGUGGUAGUGGGAGAUUUAUGGAGACUACACCUGAGGGGAGAAAUCAAAUAUGGUACAAAAAUGAACAGCAAUGUAAGAAAAUAAAAAAGUUGAUUAAAAGAAAAAAAAAGCAUUAGGAAAAGAAGAUUCUCUAUCUAAUUUCCAAUGUACAACUAAUACAGGAGUCAUUUAACCAUCACCUCUGUCUUUUGGCCUCCCAUGUCACUUUGUCUUAGAAUCCAGCUGCCAUGCUAGUCCCCGGGCAAGCUGUGUGAAGGCACUUGGGUUGACAGCUCCAGCUGAGUUCCCAGCUGAUAGUUGUCAUUAGCUGUCAGCAUGUGAAUGGGCAAAGCUGGACACCCAGCUGACGUAUGAGCACAACUUCAGGAGAGACCCCAAUAAGAAGCACCCCAGUGGGUUGAUCCCAGUCAACCCAUAUAGAUAGUAACAACUGUUUUGAGGCACCAAGUUGUGAGAUGAUUUGUUCAAUAGUGUUAUGAACUGAAUGUAUUUUCAAAUUCCAAAUUCAAAUGUCAAAGUCCUGAUCUACAAUGUGAUGGUAUUAGGAGAUGGGGUUGUUAGGUGGGAAUUGGACCCUCAUGAUGGGAUUAGUGUCCUUAUAAGAGGAAGAAAGACCAGAAGGCGCUUGCCCGCCUC
Messenger RNA from Talpa occidentalis (Iberian mole), 2260 nucleotides. It is a transcript of the gene CCDC34, whose product is annotated as coiled-coil domain containing 34. The record is from RefSeq and is a predicted model, not a curated record. Lineage: Eukaryota; Metazoa; Chordata; Mammalia; Eulipotyphla; Talpidae. Bases 33 to 1271 code for a protein of 412 amino acids. The transcript has 9 exons.